UUUCACAUUUUAAAAUCAGAUAAAUAUAGAAAGAGAAGAGAGAAGCAGAAGCAGAAACAGAAGAGAGAGAGGAGGGAGAAUUCCGACGGAAACCAGAGUCACCUAACUCUGUUCCACAAGCAACUUUUAUUCCUCUCCUGUAUUCGAGCUGUGUCUGUGAAGCCCUAGGCAUGGUGGCGUCUUCUUCAAUCGCUUCGCAACAACGCUUCUAAUACCUGUAAAUAGCCCUAGAGUCACCGUUCACUCGCCGUCAAAUGGCCGGUGAAUCGCCGUCUCUCGCGGCGUCUGUCUCUGGCUUCGUUUCGAUUUCGAUCCCGGAUCUCCCGGAACCCUACUUGAACAUUGAUCGAAGAACUAACAAUUGAAUCGACAAAAGUGAAAUCUUUUUGUACAUAUUCGAAUUUUUCCGGCACGAACAAGGUUUUAUAAUGGCCGCCGGAAAGGGAUGCUUCGAGAAGCUUCGGAGAUUCGUACGGACGGUGUAUUUCAUGGUGGCCAUGGUGGCGUCGCUUCUGAUUCUCUCGGCCCCUCUAUUGGUAGCGAUAGUUGAUAUAUUGGUGCCUUGUGUGUUGAUUUCGAGUUUCACAUGCGUGAGAUGUUACAGCUUCAAAGAACAUUUGCGUAGAUACGCUUUCAAGAGUUCGUUGACGGAUAUUCCCAUGGUUUCGGUCAUCAGAUCUAUUAUAAUCGCCUGUGUUUAUUCAAUGUGUGAUGGCCCUGCACUCUCACACGGGCCAUAUCUCGGAACUGUGACACUAUGUUCUUUCAUUUCAAUUCUUCUUCUUUCGAUCAAGGCUUGUGUUUUCACCGUCAAUUCUCAAAUUGAGGCUGAAGCUUCAUCUUCUCUCUCAAGGCAGAAGCUCCAUUUGAAGAAGUCAUGGGGAAUGCCUGUAUUGUUUCUCUCAUCUGUGGUUUUUGCCCUUGGCCAUACUGUGGUUGCUUAUAGAACAAGCUGUAGAGCACGGAGGAAACUCUUAUUUCACCGAGUUGACACAGAAGCAGUACUUUCCUGCAAAAUUGUUUUCUCUGGCUACCAGAAGGUUCCGCGAUCUCCUACUCCUUCUGUAGGAAAAACACCAAAAAGUGACAGUGAAAUGAGGCGAAGACCUGCAGGGACAGCUCGUGAAGAAGCGGAACUCCCAGUUACAUUACUUUCUGACAUAGACAGCUUAUUCAUCACUUUGAAAGGGCUUACUUUACACUACAAGCUUAGCAUGUCUGGUUCACCUUCUCGUUCCUUAUCCUCAACAGCCUUUCUUGACAGGCCAUCGUUAAAAGUUCUCUCAAAAACCCAACAUCAUCAUUCAAGGAGCUUUAGCAAUCAAUUCCACACCUCCUCUUUAUAUGUUCCCUUAUUAGAUGGUUCUCCAACUUCUCCUGUAAUGUCAGAAGAAAUUCCUGUUUUGAGCUUAAAUGAUGUAGGUGAUGAGGAUAAUGCAGGAAAAUUGAAAUCUGCAUCUUUAGAGCGAGAUUUAGAGGCAAAUGGCCGGUGUGGCAUUGUUUUAGUGCAUGGGUUUGGAGGGGGAGUUUUCUCAUGGAGGCAUGUGAUGGGUGUGCUGGCACGACAGGUGGGUUGCACGGUUGCUGCUUUCGAUCGGCCUGGUUGGGGAUUAACUUCGAGGCCACGACAGAAAGAUUGGGAGGAAAACCAGUUGCCCAAUCCUUACAAGCUUGAAACUCAGGUUGACCUGCUUCUUUCUUUCUGUUUGGAGAUGGGAUUUUCUUCGGUUAUCCUUGUUGGUCAUGAUGACGGAGGCCUGCUUGCCUUGAAGGCUGCACAAAGAAUCCAAGCAUCAACAGAUUCUGUCACUGUUGUAAUCAAGGGAGUGGUUUUGCUUAGUGUAAGCUUGUCAAGAGAAGUGGUUCCUGCCUUUGCUAGAAUACUUUUGCGUACUUUGCUUGGGAAGAAGCACUUGGUCCGUCCUCUACUUCGGACAGAAAUUACUCAAGUGGUUAACCGGCGUGCAUGGUAUGAUGCCGCCAAGCUAACAACAGAAGUUAUAAGCCUGUACAAGGCCCCAUUAUAUGUAGAUGGUUGGGAUGAAGCACUUCAUGAGAUCGGAAGAUUAUCUUUUGAGACUGUUCUCUCACCACAAAAUGCGGCAUCUUUGCUACAAGCAGUCGAGGGUUUGCCAGUUUUGAUUAUUGCAGGAGCUGAAGAUGCCCUUGUCCCUCUAAAAUCUGCUCAAGCUAUGGCUUCAAAACUUGUAAAUUCUAGACUGGUUGCAAUAUCUGGAUGUGGGCAUCUUCCACAUGAGGAGUGCCCGAAGGCAUUACUGGCAGCUAUAUCACCUUUUAUAAGCAGACUGUUGUUAAAACCAGAGUUGCAGGACCAAUAGUGUGCUUUGUUUUUAACUUUACAAAUAGAGUUUUAUCUGUUGUCCGGGGGCAUUUCCUCUUUUCUUUUUCUUUUUUCUUUUUAUCCUUUCCUUUUUUAUGAUUCGCCUGAAAAGAAAGAGUCCAAUGUCAUCUCUUCUCUUGGGUGUUUUUGAUAUGUUAGUUUGGGGCCUUAGAGUAACCCCAAAGCUCUGGGGUUUUAGAGCUCUCACAUGUAAUUUUUUUACUUUUUCCUAUUGCCAAGGUCUAUUUGAACAUUUCUUGUUAUUUUCCGCUCCAAGGAUGUGGAAAAUAACAUAUAUUUUUGUACAUUUUAUCAGAUUAGAAAUGCAUGCAUUGAAGCAUGGUUUGUUGCAUGUCUAUCAAUCGCGCCUCUUUUUUAUAGCAUAAUAGAUAAUUUGGGGUUAUAUGAUGAUAUGAUACCAAUUAUGGUUUUGAUUAUAGGAAGACCCCAGUGGUUUGAUCAAGGUUGGUGAUGGCGGCAGUGCUGUUAGCUACUAACAUUGAAUUCAAAUGAGACGAUGUGUGUAUUUUACACGAUGGUUUGGAUUUUAUAUCAGCUUUUGAAGUUUAAAAUCAAGAGAUGCAAGACAGAAUUGUUUAUAUGAACUAUCUGAAUGUAAAAUUAAAAGGAAAGAUGCAGUGUGAUAUAUAAAGAGAAUCCCAGCUGAACAAGUGAAGAAGAAUAAAUUGAGGGGUUGUUUUUUUUUUUUUUUUUUUUUUU
Messenger RNA from Cornus florida, 3061 nucleotides. RefSeq lists its product as uncharacterized. Bases 429 to 2339 code for a protein of 636 amino acids. The transcript has 7 exons. The record is from RefSeq and is a predicted model, not a curated record. Lineage: Eukaryota; Viridiplantae; Streptophyta; Magnoliopsida; Cornales; Cornaceae.